This is a messenger RNA of Arabis nemorensis, 981 nucleotides long. The record is from the annotation of a GenBank genome assembly. NCBI's taxonomy places the organism in Eukaryota, Viridiplantae, Streptophyta, Magnoliopsida, Brassicales, Brassicaceae.
AUGCCUCGGAGACCAUCAGGAAGAAGAGUUUCAAAGAAUCAACCUUUAGCAUUUACACCGUUUAUGCGGUCACUUGCUUUAGCUUCAACGUCUAAGCGUAAAUUGCCUCAUCCUAAAGACUCUCAAUGUUCUGAUCCUGAAGUAAUGUCUUUUGAUGCAAAGCUCCCAAAUUUAUCGAAAAAAGAGAAAAAGGAAGAGUUUUCAGAUUCCUCGGAUGAUGAAGACUCUGAGGGAGAUGUUCAAGCAGAGUUUGAGUUCUUUGAUCCGAAACCUACGGACUUUCACGGAGUCAAGAUCCUAUUACAGAACUAUCUCGAUGACAAGGAGUGGGAUUUGAGCAGUUUUGUUGAUUUGAUUUUGGAACAGACAACAGUAGGAACAGUUGUGAAAGUAGCGGAGGAUGAAGACGAAUCAGUAUUCGCUGUUCUCACGGCUCUCAACUUGGCAAGAUAUAAGGACAACAAGUGCUUUAGAGAGUUAAAAGAGUUUCUUCUUAAAGUUUGCUCUGAAAAGAAUAGAGCGAGUGAUCUAAAAAUGCUCUUAGAGAAAAAUACACAAGAUGUUGGUUUAUUGGUAUCUCAAAGAGUGAUGAAUCUUCCUCCACAACUUCUUCCUCCACUGUACGAUGGAUUGUUCGAUGAAGUCUUAUGGGCUACAGAAGACGAGCCUACAAAAGAGCUUCGAAACUCAUUCCGCUUCAAGUCAUAUCUACUAAUCACCAAGAUAUACAAGCUGAAGAAUCCUAACCAGAGAAAACCUCGUCAUGGUGAAGAAGAGAUUGAGGAAACAGUAUAUCUUAAGCCUGAAGAUGAACUUUUUCUCGAGCUUAGCUCUUGGUCCUUCACAUUCCCUAUGCACUCACAGCUCGUUACUUCUCAAGAAAUGAAGAAUUAUCAGCUGAUGGGUUUAGUGAUGGUCGUAAACGCAGACAAGAUCCCUGAAUUCAGAAAGAUGUUGAAUUCUCUCAUUGAUGAACAAUGA